Mixia osmundae IAM 14324 is the source of this 3506-nucleotide messenger RNA. RefSeq lists its product as uncharacterized. The coding region runs from base 141 to 3470 and encodes 1109 amino acids. The transcript has 5 exons. Lineage: Eukaryota; Fungi; Basidiomycota; Mixiomycetes; Mixiales; Mixiaceae. Gene Ontology annotation, molecular function: snRNA binding; O-methyltransferase activity; RNA methyltransferase activity. The record is from RefSeq and is a predicted model, not a curated record. Gene Ontology annotation, biological process: snRNA modification.
GUCUUUGAGAUCAUGGGCGGGCAGAGUGGAGUGAUGAGUAGGCUGCAUGGACAUCGUUGAGCGCUGUGAAAGUCACGCGCGCCAUUUGGUUCAUUUUGUUCGUCGUCAUCGCAUCCGCGAACGAACAACCAUCACCCGACAUGGGCUCAGGCACAAGACAGAUCAGGCACGGCAGAGGGUCUCUGGUGGACGAUAGCGAAGAUGAAGCGGCGCCAGCGACGACGACCACGGAGCAAAGUGAUGUCACCUCAUCCGUCUCGCCGGCGCGCACACGACCAGACAUAAGCUCAAAGGCGCGAGGCAAGCAGAGAGCACUAGGUGCGGACAUUGAGCCGGCAACUUCGACUGGAUUGAUGAGCAGAGCAGAUGCCGAAGCGGCAGGGCGUGCAUCUGCUCCCACCGAAAGGACAAGGCUGCUGCUCUCUGCGCCAUCAAACGAAAGCGAUCAGACACUGUGCGAGCAAGAGGCUCUGCGCAGGCGACGACCGAGGAUGACAGCGAGCGAGAUAUGCUGUCAGCUACUGAUAGCGCUCAUCUGUGUCAUCUUCAUCGUCUUUGCCAACUUUCACAUGGUCGUAGGAAAGGUCAUGUCGGAUGUCUCACUCGCCUCUUGCGCCAGCUGUGCGCCUCUCUCGCUCUCGGGCGAUCCAGACAGUGAGCGUAGACAACGCGAGAUGGUACAGCGAGGACUUCGAUGGACUGGACCUCAUGAGAUCGAACUAGAUCUCAACUCGACUGCGCACUCGAGCGACAGCAUUGGUGUGAUAGCGACAUUCAGAGCGGGCGUAGAUGUCCGCAAGGCGCUGGGCUAUGCUCCCUCUACAGCAGAUCCCUUCCAGCUAGUCCUCAUGUCCGGCAGCAACGUCCUCCUGCCGUAUUCGCGUCAUGGCGUCAGCGGUACCUGGUUCCACAAGCUCGAGGAGCGGAUGUUCGCUGCUGUCAUCAGAGAAUGGUCAUCAGUCGACGUCAACCUACGCUCUGCCUAUGUGUGGUCCAACGGUGCGCACGCACAACAGGAUGACCAGUCAGCUAUCAUCAAGCUUGCGCUCGGUUGCGACGGAAUACGCGUGCCUCUCGUCUACGGCAGCGACGAUACAGACGACUGGCUACAGACGGUGCUCGUUCCAAUGCGUAUUUCUGUCCCCGAUUCACAAGCGCUUGCAUCGUUUGCGAAUGCUACCCUUGCCUUUGCCGACCGCGAGCAGACAGUCGAGCUGCAAGUAGCUGUUAAAGACGUUCGUGUACAGCUUGGCAGCUCGCGUCCGUCAAAUAGUCUACUUGGCCGUAUCCUUGCGCGGUACCGCAGGCAGUCUAUAGACGUGGUGGAAACGACGCUCCGUGAGACUCUGCCCGCUUUGCCCAAGGGAGCGCGCAACAUCUCCUCGCUUGUUCAGCUCUCGUCUUACAGGUUCUAUCCGAUCAACAGCACCUCGCACAAUAUUACAACACUCGCACUAGAAGCCACUGCCACGGUCUCGAAUCCCUUUGUGCUAUUCGAUGAACUCAAACCUUUCGACCUAGACGCUCGCAUACCCUGGAGGCUACCUUUCAGCAUCAGUAUGGCACUGGAAACCAAUGCUACAGCUUCAGCACGGUCUGUGCCCCUCGCCCAAGUACACACUCUGCCAUUCAGCCUGCGCAAAGGGCAAGCAAAUUUCACCCUUGCGAUCGAAGGCUCGAUGACGCCUUUCCAGACCAUGGAUCCAAGCAGCGCCGAAGCUGCAUUUUCCACCUUUCUCACACGAUUCGUCAAGGGCCAAGAUAAUCUCGUGCAAAUACAAUAUAGCGCCGCACAAAGGGGAGCAGGAUCUGCACCUCCUGCCUUCUUGCAGCCGCUGUUGAAACCCUAUGUCGUGCCAAUGAACUUUCCGGGAUCCAAUUCGACAGAGCAACUCAUCAAAGAUCUGCGAAUAGAAAACAUGAAGAUCGAUCCUUCUGGCGGCGAUCUCAUGUGUUCAGGCAAAGUAGUUGGCCAGCUCAAUCUGCCCGAAGAGAUGGCGACUCUUUCCAGUGUGCUUGAUAUCAGCGCAAUCUGGCCUGACAUUCUUGUCUACGAUGGCGAUGUCACGGAUACUGCAGAUUCCACAUCUAACAGUUGGCCGCCUUCACCUGCGCCUGCCAACGCAUUUGCACGACUAAGAACGCCAGACUGGCAAGCCGCGCAAACGCUUCAUCAAGGCAAUGUCAGCUAUAUCGUGUCGGAGAUCAAGCAAGUUCCUCUCGACCUCUUGCCGGGCAGGAGUGAUGUCUUUCGACGCUACGUCGGUAAGAUACUGUUCGGCGGAGGCUCAUCCGGCGUUCGCACAGGUAUCAAGGGCAGAUCCGACUGCCAGGCCGAUGUACAAGGCCUGGGUCAGAUCUCCCUUCGGCGCCUUCCGUCCAAAUCGUCGCGUUCGCGCUCGCGUCCUCGUCAGACUGACCAGAUGAUCGACUCGCGAGAGUCUCAACGUACACGACGGACAGCCUCUCCCGAAGCAUCGACAAGUCUGAAGCCAUGGGACAUCGGAUGCAGCACAAAAGAACAGCUACACGGCAAUUACAAAGCCUACUACGGCAAGAGAGACGAAGCUGCACAUUCGCCUGAUCCUCGCCUUGCUGCACUUGAUCCUGCAUGGUUCAAGCAUGGUCGCAUACUCGAUAUUGGCUGCAAUGUCGGCAAAGUCACGAUAGAAGUCGCGAGACGACUGCAGCCUUACAAAGUCAUCGGGGUCGAUCUGGACGACAGCUUGAUCCAGCACGCCAAGUCAAAAGUAAGACAUGCUUUCUCCGUACAGCAACCUUUCCCCAUCAUCGCCCGAGAAGCGAAACGGCGCAAACAGUCUCGCGGUGACGAUGAAGAGGUCUGCGGCGAUCCUGACUUCAGACCACGGUCGGACUACUUCCCGGACUGCUUUCCCUACAUGUUCGGCGAUAUGCCCAAGCCGCGUUCUCGUCUGUUGAGACACUACGAAGUUCUGACGCAACAAGACGAAGUCGAACGAUCCCAUCGACGAGGCAAAGAGGGCAGAGGCAAAGUCAUGCCCAAACUCGUCUCGCCCUUUCCGCUCAAUAUCGAAUUCAAACAGCGCUGUUGGCCCAGUGAAGGUAUCUCAGACGAUGACAAAGGCUACAAUGUCAUUCUCGCCUUUUCUGUCGUCAAAUGGAUCCAUCUGCAUGGUCUCGAUGCCGGCUUGCGCCAAUUUUUCGAGCGUGUCUUUGUAUCACUGUUGCCCGGCGGUCGCUUCAUACUAGAAUCACAUCCUGCAGAAUCAUACAAUAAAGCUUGCAAGCGCUUCCCUGUACUCACACCUCGCAGAGCUAGCCUACAGAUCACACCCGAGCAGUUCGAGCGCAUUUUGCUCGACGAGAUCGGCUUCAAGAGCGUCGAUCACAUCGGGGGCAGCGAAGCGCAAGCUGAAGCCCUGACUAAGCAAGCUGGAUUCAAGAGACCGCUGUCGGUAUAUCAUAAAGCCGAUGGCUCCUGGUUGUAAAGCAUACAAUGUGAUACAAUGGCAUGAGCAUGCGUC